AUGCCGCACUCAAUUCCUGUGCCCCCGACGGGGUUCCAGGCCCUCAUUUUGUGCGGACCUGGCGUCUCUCUCAACACAUUCACCUCCAAUCCUGAAGAAUUUCCCAAAGCAUUGUUACCUAUAGCGAAUCGUCCUAUGGUGUGGUAUCCUCUGGAUUGGUGCUAUCGGAUGGGCAUAACAAAUAUCACUCUUAUCACACCCCCCGCCAGUCAAGCUCCAUUAGAAGCUGCUCUCUCGCAAAAUCCCCACCUCACAUCUCUUCCGGCACCGUCACCUUCCGUUCUCGCUCCCGCAGGCCUCACCUUGACGACGGGUACCGCGGAGCUGCUGCGUCUCCCCGAAGUCCAGUCAUGCAUCAAGUCCGAUUUCCUCCUUCUCCCCUGUGAUCUCAUUUGCGAUUUACCAGGAGAAUCCCUUAUUGAGGCAUGGAUGGUCACCCAAAGCGCCCUGGGUGGGUCUACUAUCAGCGGCGGCUGGAACUCCAAUGGACCCAAGAGCAUUGGAAUGGGUGGUGAACAAGGCGGCCGCAGGGGUGGUCUCGGGGUUUACUAUCAGACUAGGGGACGGGAAGAGAGCGUCAAGGGCGAGGUGACAGAUUUUGUGGCUACCACACCGUUAGAGCAGGAGGAAGCACCAGCCGUCUCUCAUAAUUCGGACGGACCUGUUUCGAUCCGGUAUGGGCUGUCAAAGCUAGUGCUCUCGAUACCUAUGGAUACACUGAAAGAACGGAUGGAAGAGCAAAAAGGGCUCCUCAUCCGUCAUUCGCUGGUGAAGAAGCAUGCGCAGGUGAAGAUGUUGACGACCUACCGCGACGCCCAUAUCUACGUAUUUCCUUACUGGGUCAAGGAGAUGGCUGUGCUGAAUGAAAACUUCGAGAGUGUCGGAGAGGAUCUUGUCGGUUGGUGGGCCAAGGCUGAGUGGCAGAAGGGUCUAGCGGAGAAGCUUCGACUGCGCGAGAUUUUCGAGCCAGAGGGACAGGGAGCCGCAGAAAGUGGCAGUCUGGACGGCGAGUAUAUCGAAGAUGAAAUUGAUCUCAAAGCAAUGAGCACCACCAAAGCGGGAGCCGGCACAUCACGCGACGCUCUGUCAGACGAUCCCUCAGAGACCGUGCAAUUCGCCUCUCGGGUGAAGAGAUCCGGUACUGAUUUGAGCACCGCGUCGCGAGAGCCAUCCAAAGGCAAGCUCACCGUGCCCCCGUUGCUGGCGUAUGUUCACUCCUCGCUGCCAUCUGCACCGCUGGUCAGGCGUGUGGAUACAUCGGCUCUGCUUCUAUCCGUAUCCCUCCGCCUUGCCAAACUCGAGUCGAUCGAGGAGGUCGGCCGCAUAGCCGCGUCGCCUUUCGCUCAUAACCAAAAGGUCGCCUACCCGGCUGGCGUCGCUCAGCGAUGCACGGUCACCAAGGCCGACUGCCUUCUCGCCGAUAAUGUCACGGUGGAGGAAAAGUGUGUCAUCAAGGAAUCCGUCAUUGGCGCCAACUGUCACAUCGCCAGCGGUGCCCGCUUGACGCGCUGUCUCAUCAUGGAUGGCGCCGUGAUCGGUGAACGCUGUCAGCUGACUGGCUGCAUUGUGGGCCGACGGAGUCAGAUUGGCCGCGAGAGUGUGCUCAAGGACUGCGAGAUCCAAGAUGGAAACAUCGUCCCCGAGGAGACAGACGCGAAAAACGAAAAGUUUAUGGUCUUCGAGGGUUUGGAUGACGAGGACGGUGAAGGAAUGGAUGUUUCCGAAGAGUUUAGCGACGGCAACGACGAGCUAGGGUUUUGA
Aspergillus lentulus is the source of this 1761-nucleotide messenger RNA. RefSeq names its product translation initiation factor eIF2B subunit gamma. The record is from RefSeq and is a predicted model, not a curated record. Lineage: Eukaryota; Fungi; Ascomycota; Eurotiomycetes; Eurotiales; Aspergillaceae. Gene Ontology annotation, biological process: cytoplasmic translational initiation. Gene Ontology annotation, cellular component: eukaryotic translation initiation factor 2B complex; guanyl-nucleotide exchange factor complex. Gene Ontology annotation, molecular function: translation initiation factor activity; guanyl-nucleotide exchange factor activity.